Molecule: messenger RNA, 1708 nt
Organism: Vespula pensylvanica (western yellowjacket)
Lineage: Eukaryota; Metazoa; Arthropoda; Insecta; Hymenoptera; Vespidae
Product: RISC-loading complex subunit tarbp2-like
Exons: 2
Coding region: 558-1685 (375 amino acids)
Source: RefSeq, a predicted model, not a curated record
AGAAAGCAAUCGUAUAUAUAAUACUUCAAGAAAAUUAAUGUAAUAAUACCCAUAAUUCCACGAUUUUCCAAGAUCAAUAGUACUUAUAUUUCCACCAUCUUGCUGAAUUUCUCCUUCCAUGUAUGCCUUUAAAACGGACAUAUUACGUCAGCACAUUACCCAUAUAUACGCUAGUAUGUAAAGCCAAACGAAAGUAACCGACAAUCAGUGGACGACAAUAAGUGUGGAAAAAAAUGAAAUGGAAAAAAUUAAGGAAGUAACAUCGAGAAGUCUCGUUCUUUUGUUCCAUGAUGUUAAAUCUUCUCCUAUAUAAUACGGUAUAUAAUGUAUAUACAAGUAUCCAUAGCCUAUAUACCAUAUCUACGGCCAUUUGUAAAAAGUGAUCAGCAACGUACAAUACUUGUCAGACAUCUUCUCUUGUUUAGGGCGUGUACUGCAUCGUAUAAGAAAAAAAAUUUCAAGUUCUUAUUAGUUCUUAAAAACGUUAAAACGUUCAAGUAAAAGUUACAUUUCUCAAUUUCGAUAGCAUCACAUUCAAUAAUUUUUAUUCAGUAAAGAUGGGCAAAACGGCAGUAAUGAUUUUACAAGAGUUAGGAGUGAAAGAGGGCUUCUUACCAGUUUAUACCUUGAUUCGUUCACAAACUGGUAAGCACAUAAAUAUAUUUACUUUUGAAGUAAGAUAUAAAGAUUUCUCAGCAACUGGACAAGCAUUGACUAAAAAAGAUGCGAAGCAGAAAGCAGCUCAAAAUAUGUUAACAUUAUUGGAAGACCCAAAUGAUACUUCUAAAGCAAAACCAUCAUUAUCAUCAAACAACAUUUAUCCUGGUACUUCAUCAGGACAAGCUUUACUAGAUUCAACAUUAACGCAUGAAGACCUUAAAAAUUAUGUUGGAUCUUUGCAACAAUACUGUAUAGAAAAUAAAUUAAUGCAGGCAGAUUAUCAAGUUACUAAUAUAACUGGCCAAGCACAUGAACAAGUGUUCACUAUGUCCUGUACAGUAGGGUCAACAACUGAAGAAGCAACAGGAACUACAAAAAAACAAGUCAAACAAAGAGUAUCAAAAAAGAUAUUAGAACGUCUUAAAAAUACUAAUAAUCCCUCAGUUGAUAACAAAGAUGAAUGCGGAUCUUCUAAUCCUUUUAAAGACUCUGACGAUUUGUCUGAAGAAGGCAAAGAUGUUUUUGACAAGUUAAGUUUACAAUUACAUAAUUGUGAACUAAACGAAACCGAAUCUCAAGCAAAUAAGAAAGAGAAAUUUCUAGAUGCAAAUGUCGAGAGGUACCUAGAACCACAACUUAGAAAGGAUGUUACUGAUUUCCAAACUCGUCAUUCGUUCUUCAAACAAUACGUUUACAAUACUGUCUGUAAUUGUAGUGAGGAAAAAUUAAUUGAAAUAUUUAAUACUGUCAAGAGCUUUAAGAGUAGUUUUAUGGAUAUAGACAAAUAUGACUUCAUAAAAGUAGCUUCUCUGGAACAGGAGAUUUUAACGUAUAUUGAAAAGAAAAUGAAAUUAUCCAUAGAAAAAAAGAUUAUACGUUGCAAAAACCCAUUGCUAAAGAUAACUGCUUUUAAAAUUAGUACUCCUCUAGCUAUAAUUCAAUUUGGAGCACAUAACAAUUCGUUGGUUGCAGGAGCAAUAGCUCUAGUUAAUAUUCUUGACACGAUUAUAACAUACUUGGGGUAAAUAUAAAUGUCUAAUUUCUUAUA